Molecule: messenger RNA, 759 nt
Organism: Acanthosepion pharaonis
Lineage: Eukaryota; Metazoa; Mollusca; Cephalopoda; Sepiida; Sepiidae
Source: the annotation of a GenBank genome assembly
AUGGGUGACGUUAAUGAUACAGAAUCCUUUUUAGACGACCUUUAUCACUUCGCCAACGAGGAACCUGUUAUCAGUACCAAACGACAAACCUGUCAGCGUUGUUGUCGCCCUUUAAGUGUGUGUUGGUGCCCUUAUUUACCACGUGAACCUAUUCAAUUGUCAACCUCUGUGUACGUCUUACAGCAUCCAUUUGAGGACAACCAAUGUCUUCGCACAGGACCAAUGUUAUACCACAGUCUGCCUCCUGGAAAAUGUCAUAUCAUCCGUGGAAAAAGAUUCUCCCCAGAAAAGUAUCCUGAAUUAGCCAGUGUGAUGAAAGCUCCCAAUACAAUCUUGUUAUAUCCUGGAGUGGAUGCAAUAGAUAUUUGUGACUUAUCACACCUUCCUGAUGGCCAGGAUAUUGGCUACAAUCUGGUGCUUUUAGAUGGCACCUGGGCCCAAGCCAGAGGGCUCUAUCAUCAAAAUGCCAUGGUGAAAUGGCCACAGAAGGUUCAGAUCAACAGUGGGAUGAUAAGUAAAUAUGUGAUCCGUACACAGCCAACUGAUGUUUGCCUCUCUACUGUGGAGUCAGCAGCAGUGGCUCUGUCCUUCCUUGAGAAAAAACCUCAAAUCAUUGAUAUUCUGACUAAGCCUCUGGAAGCAUUGUGCCAAUUUCAGCUUGACCAUGGUGCCCAAAAACAUCAGAGCAAAGAGUACCUCAUCAAAAAUGGACUUUACAAAAGAAAGGUAAAAUCCUCCCGGAUCAAGGAUGCUCACUAA